Staurois parvus is the source of this 477-nucleotide messenger RNA. The record is from the annotation of a GenBank genome assembly. Lineage: Eukaryota; Metazoa; Chordata; Amphibia; Anura; Ranidae.
GGAGCGCGCAGCACGGCGAUCGGCAGUGCGCUGUGUCCCUCGGACACAGCAGAUCACCAAUCAUGGAAAGAGCCAAAGAUGCCGGCUCUGUCAUGUGAUCAGCUGUAUCCAAUUACAGCUGAUCACAUAGGGGACAUGUACACUGAUCAUCAGGGCACUGAUGAUCAGUGUAGCCCCAGCAGUGCCACCUGUCAGUGUCCAUCAGUGCCUCGUGCCAGUGCCCAUCAGUGCCACAUCAAUGCCACAUAUCAGUGCCUACCAGUGCACAUCAAUGCCACAUAUCAGUGCCCAUUUGGGCUGCCUUUCAGUGUCACUCAUCAGUGCCAGUUGGUGCCACCUAUCAAUGCCAAUCAGUGCCACCUAUCAGUGCUGCCAAUCAGUGCCGCCUAACAGUGCCAGUCAGUGCUGCCUAACAGUGCCAGUCAGUGGUGCCUAUCAGUGCCAGUCAGUGCCGCCUAUCAGUGCCAUAUAUCAGUG